UUAAUAUCAUUCAAAAUGAGUUCAUAAAAAUUUUUUUAAAACCUGUUUUAUUUCUACUAUGGUAAACACUGAUAGAUACAACCCACAUACACAAAAUUAUACUUACUAAUUUGUAAGACAAUUUGUAAGACUGUAUAGAUAUCCUGAAAAUAAAAUGUCUGAGAAUCACUGCCUCAGCAAGGAGACAAUGUGACAAGAGCACUCCCAUACUGGGGAAAAGGUGUCAGGACAAAGUCCCAAAUCCCUAGGCCUGUCUCUCAGGGUCUCAGGCCCCAGGGCGGUGUCGGGGGCGGGGAAGCCCAGUGUUGGGGAGUCCCUAUCUCCCCUGGUUUCACUUCUCCCUGUCACAACCUAUGUCAGGUCCUUCUACCGGGAUACUCAUGAUUCGGCCCCAGUUCGCUCUCCCGUUGUGUGUAGGGUUUCUAGGGAACCCAAUCAGCGACACCAUCGUUCAGGGUUAUAGUGUAAUCACUGGAAGGGCGGCGACUUAGCUUCUCCGCAAAACAUGAGAUGUCAGUCUUGCGUCCCAGACCCCUCCUCCUGCUGCUGUCGGGGACCCUGGCCCUGAGACCAGGACGGAUGAGUGAGGGGUCGGGAGAGAAAACGCCCCAGCGUGGGCGGAGGCAGGGGACCGCUAGACGGAAGGGCUGCUCCACCGCCUCGGACCCAGAGCUCUCACCUCCGCCUCACCCACCCCUUGGUCCCGACUCUUCUCCAACCUGCCACCCCUCUUCCGUCCCACAAGCCCCCUCGUCCGUGCCCUCCCGGCCGCCUCCCCCUAGGACCCGGGCCCCACGCCGAGAGGAGGGUCGGGAGGGGUCUCACCCCUCCGCGCCCACAGGCUCCCACUCCCUGAGGUAUUUCCACACCGCGGUGUCCCGGCCGGGCCGCGGGGAGCCCGGGUACUUGGAAGUCGGCUACGUGGACGACACGCAGUUCGUGCGGUUCGACAGAGACACCCCGAGUUCGGUGAUGGAGCCGCGGUUGCAGUGGGUGGACCAGGAGGGGCCGGAGUAG
Panthera uncia (snow leopard) is the source of this 1017-nucleotide messenger RNA. Its product is annotated as WASH complex subunit 1-like. Gene Ontology annotation, cellular component: external side of plasma membrane. Gene Ontology annotation, molecular function: peptide antigen binding; signaling receptor binding. Gene Ontology annotation, biological process: antigen processing and presentation of endogenous peptide antigen via MHC class I via ER pathway, TAP-independent; positive regulation of T cell mediated cytotoxicity; antigen processing and presentation of endogenous peptide antigen via MHC class Ib. The coding region runs from base 511 to 1017 and encodes 168 amino acids. Lineage: Eukaryota; Metazoa; Chordata; Mammalia; Carnivora; Felidae. The record is from RefSeq and is a predicted model, not a curated record. The transcript has a single exon.